AUGAGUAUUGACAGGAGGAAAGCCACCAUUUUUGGUGCAGCAGCCGCUGUUCGUGUUCUCCUUUUCACAGCCUUUCCAGGACUCCCGGAUCUGCUCACUGCGCGCGUCGAGGUAUCUACGCCGGUAACCAGCUUCAAGAGAUUACAGGAGGGUCUUUUUCUCUAUAACCACAAUGUCUCCCCAUACGAUGGCGGGGUUUACCACCAAGCUCCGAUACUCCUCCCCCUAUUCUCUCUCCUACCGAGCUCAGCAGAAUACCCCGCCUUCACAUACCUCCUCUACAUACUAGUUGAUCUCUUGAGCGCAAAUGCCUUGAUGAAGAUUGCCGAAUCGGGAGAGGCCGGAUCUUCAAAAUUAUACACUUCACCCCGAAAGGACAAGAAAUGGAGUAGCUAUGCAAUCGCGGCAGCUUUCCUGUUCAAUCCCUUCACAAUAGCAACCUGUGUCGGCCGCCCAACCAGCGUCUUCACCACUUGCGCCAUAAUCCUUGCCAUCUCCAAAGCCGUAAUUGGAUCCUCGUACGCCUCCAUGUUCGCCCUCUCCAUCGCCUCCUACCUCUCCAUGUACCCUAUUCUUCUCUUCCCACCGCUCGCUCUCCUCUGCUAUGACCGGCGGCCCAAAAGCCCCCAACCCACAUCCAUCUAUACCUCCGUUCUCCAGAACAUUUUAGCCGUCGGUGGAUUCAUACCCUUUUUACUAUACAUGUCAUCCCUGAUCACCGGCUCGUGGGAGUUCUUGGAAAGUACAUAUGGGGUCCAGUUGCUGCUUCCGGAUCUGACACCGAAUGUGGGAUUGUGGUGGUAUUUCUUCAUUGAGAUGUUCGAUUCCUUCCGCUCGUUCUUCCUAGGUGUCUUCUGGAUCCACCUCUCAUCCUACGUCUUCGGCCUCACGAUUCGAGUACGGCGGCAACCACUCAUCGUACUAACCGUCCUACUUGGUAUCUUUGCUAUCUUCAAACCCUAUCCCUCUAUUUCCGACACGUCGCUCUUCAUUGCCUUGCUCCCGCUGUACAGACAUGUUUUCCCGCUUAUGCGGUAUAGUUUCUUGGCGUCGAGCACGAUCUUGUAUGCAACUUUACUUGGACCUGCGUUUUACUAUCUGUGGAUAUAUGCCGGGAGUGGGAAUGCCAAUUUCUUUUACGCGAUUACCCUAGUUUGGAGUCUGGGACUUAGUCUGUUGGUUGCGGAUAUUUUGUUUGCGGUCCUGAGGGAUGAGCUUGAGGUUGAGAGGCCAGAGAUGAAGGGGAAGGAAAUACGGCAAAUAUAA
Lachnellula hyalina is the source of this 1266-nucleotide messenger RNA. It is a transcript of the gene Pigu, whose product is annotated as Phosphatidylinositol glycan anchor biosynthesis class U protein. Bases 1 to 1266 code for a protein of 421 amino acids. Gene Ontology annotation, cellular component: membrane; GPI-anchor transamidase complex. Gene Ontology annotation, biological process: attachment of GPI anchor to protein; protein localization to cell surface. NCBI's taxonomy places the organism in Eukaryota, Fungi, Ascomycota, Leotiomycetes, Helotiales, Lachnaceae. The record is from RefSeq and is a predicted model, not a curated record. The transcript is spliced from 3 exons.